AUGUUUUUUCGAGUAACGUCUGGAUUAAUCGACACCAAAAUUGCUGUGAUUUUCAUCAUCGGUUUCGCAUCAGGAACGCCUCACUUGCAUAAAAAAUUGAUCUUAUCAUCUGGAGGUGAUGGUGGUCUUGGAGGAAGUGGAAGUUUUUCUCUCGGAGGGGGCGGAUUAGGACUGAGCUUUGGCGGUGGACUUUCCGGUAGUCACGGAGGAGGCGGUGGUGGCGGAGGUAACGGUGGAUAUUCCGGUUCGGGUGGCUAUUCGGGACCAUCUUUUGUUGGUGGAGACUUUGGCGGAAAUUCCGGAGGAGGUUAUUCACCCUCAUUCGGUCAUGGGCAGGGUGGAUAUCAACCAUCGCCAGUUUUGAGUGGACCCGGUGGUUCCAGCGGGGGUCAUUCUGGCGGUUCUUCGAACAGUUUUGCAAGCGCUAGUGCAAAUAGUUUCGCUAGCGCAAGCUCUGGUGCACAGGGAGGUGGUGGAGGCCUUGUAAGUUCUGGACCUUCAGGUGGCUUCACUGGUUCCAAUGGUGGUGGUGGCUUUGGACAUGGAGGAAGCGGAAGCCAUGGUGCCGGAUCUUCGGGAGGGCAUGGUUCUGUCGGUUUCACCGGAAGUGGGAGCCAUGGUUCCGGAUCUUCGGGAGGGCAUGGAUCUGCCGGUUUCACCGGUUCCAGCGGCGGUGGAGGCUUUGGACAUGGAGGAAGUGGGAGCCAUGGCUCCGGAUCUUUAGGAGGAUCUAUCGGCGGCCAUGGAGGUGAGUUUACUAAUGAGAUGACCAUUAACAAACACGUUGAUCAUCCAGUUCAUUCAGUUCCAGUUGUUGUGGAAAAGCCAGUUCCUGUGCCAGUUGACAGACCAUAUCCAGUUUAUAUUGAGAAGCAAGUACCAGUAACGGUCGUGAAAGAAGUUCCCGUCGAUAGACCGGUUGCUGUCCCAGUACCUGUAGGUACCGGUGGUGGAUCUAGCGGUGGUUCAAGUGGUGGAUCCUUUGCAGGAAGUUAUGCUUCCGCAUAUGCAGGAGCGAGCAGUCAGGCUUCAGGUGGCGGCUCCACUGGGUUCAAUGGAGCAGGACAAGGCGGUUAUGGUGCUGGCGGAAAUGGCGGAGGUCAUGGUGGUGGCGGAUACGGUGGAGGCGGGUAUGGUGGAGGUGGAUAUGGCUCCGGUGGACAAGGUGGAGGUUAUGGUAGUGGUGGUGGUGGUGGUGGACUGCACAAAACUAUCACUAUCGAAAAAACGUUCAACAAGCACAAACAUCAUCACCAUCAUGGCUGGUAA
Messenger RNA from Sabethes cyaneus, 1269 nucleotides. RefSeq names its product loricrin-like. The coding region runs from base 1 to 1269 and encodes 422 amino acids. The record is from RefSeq and is a predicted model, not a curated record. Lineage: Eukaryota; Metazoa; Arthropoda; Insecta; Diptera; Culicidae. The transcript is spliced from 5 exons.